Messenger RNA from Phragmites australis (common reed), 1484 nucleotides. RefSeq lists its product as uncharacterized. Lineage: Eukaryota; Viridiplantae; Streptophyta; Magnoliopsida; Poales; Poaceae. The transcript has 3 exons. The coding region runs from base 378 to 689 and encodes 103 amino acids. Gene Ontology annotation, molecular function: fatty acyl-CoA hydrolase activity. The record is from RefSeq and is a predicted model, not a curated record.
UCUCAUGGGUUACCGUGGAAAUGGAGUCUGUCGCCAUCCCUAAUCCGAUGAUGAUGCAGGUGUUGAUUGUUGUAGAAGAGAGAUGCCUGGACUGAUGGCUGGUGAGUGACAGAGGUGCUCUGCAGUUGGGAAGUUGGUGCAGGAGUAGCAGGUGAGCACGCAGGUCUUGGCCCCCCUGAACUCGGUCGCUGCUGAUCACAAGUUCACAACUCGCAUCGAGUUGGGUGUGCAGUUGCAGGUAGAGCAGAGCCUGAAGCUGCAACUCGGACGUGCCUGCUCUGGUUUUCAACCUGGAGGGACGGACUGAGGGAGGCUGCAAACCCCGUCAACACUCAACAAGUAGCCCCGUCAAGCCGGAACAGGAUCCCCUGCUUCACAUGACUUCCCUCCGCUGCGAGGACGCCGGCGCCACGGCGGAUGGGAUCCCCGGCCGGGCGUUCAAUGCGCUGCCGCUCUCCGGCGUGCGCGUGGCGCUCGCCGAGGGCGGCCGCGCGCUCUGCUCGCUCCGCGUGCCCGCCCACCUCACCGACGCGCAGGGGAACUGGCACGCUGGGGCCAUCGCGGCGGCGGCGGACGACGUGUGCGCCGCGGCCAUCAUGUCCGUCGAGGGCAUCGUCAAGGUCUCCGCCCACUACGACAUCUCCUACUACUCCCCGGCCAAGCUCCAUGAGCACUGCUCUUCCAUUUAAGAAGGGAGAAAAAUCUAAAGAAAGUUUACAGAAGGUUUGAUUACAGGGGAAACAAUCGAAACGCCUCUGAUAACUAACAUGACCGAACUAUCCUAGCUACGGCUGUCAGCAGGCCAUUGUGCGAAGGGAGACCUCCUCCUUGAUGAGCCUGAACACCUGCUCCAUUUCGUACUAAGUUCAUCUUGCAGCAUUUUUUGCAAUUGCAUUGAUUAUAUUUUGUGGAUAAUCUAGAUUGGUAAAGGAGCAUAUAUUGACCAAUAAAUUAGACUGGAUUAGAUUGUGUGUGUGUGGGGGGGGGGGGGGUAUGUGCAGAAUUGAAUAUGUUUAUAUUCUGAAACUAGGCCUAAAAAUAUAUUCUGAAGGUAUAUUAAAUUAUUAAUUCCUUUGCAUUGUUAGGGCGGCAAUUAGGUUGCGCUGCGGAUUGGCAAAGCUCAGGGAGGAGCCGAGCUGGCGGGGGCUGACCCCCCGUCCCAAAAAAAAAAAGGCUUUACUCUAAGGGUGGAGUUAGCCUAUUUAUAGCAUCAAUGAAGGCUGGAGCAGUGAUAAAAAUUAGGCUUUUUAAAAAAAAAAUAGGUUGCACUUUUAAGUAGCUUCAACCAGCAGAAACAUCUGGUCUGGCUAGAUUGAAUUACCUAUAUGGCUAUAUCAGAUUUGAUUGUCCAGUUAGGCCCAAUUUCAGUAAAGCUGCUUUUUGAGCACCAAGCAUUUGAUUAGUAGUACCUAUGAUUUUAACCAAUAUUUGUAAGGAUCUGUUUGGUAGAGUUUUUUCUGAUCUAAAUUCUCUGUGGGGAGUGA